CGUGCGUAUUUAUACUAAUCCUAUCUUUAAUACUGACGAAAAUACUGACGAGGACGAGGUGGAUACUGAUAAAAAUAAGGCUAUUACUGGUAAAGUGGUUUAUAAAUAUUUUCUGGCUACAUCAACAGCAAUAACGCAGUAUCUUCUGUGCAACAUGCUUGAUGAAAUCAAAAGAAGAGAGGAUAAAUUUAAUAAAGAUGAAACCAAAAGAGAAGAAAAAUAA
This is a messenger RNA of Racocetra fulgida, 223 nucleotides long. Lineage: Eukaryota; Fungi; Glomeromycota; Glomeromycetes; Diversisporales; Gigasporaceae. The record is from the annotation of a GenBank genome assembly.